CUCAAAGUGUCUGUGGUUCUUGAUGUACCACAGUCCACAUAUCUCCAGGGUUUUGUUCCUUUCAGUCAUGACUCUUAAAGUUCUUCUGGUAACAGUCCUAGCCUUGUGUCAUGGCUUCAAUCUGGACACUGAAAAUCCUAUGACCUUUCAAGAGAAUGCAAGAGGCUUCGGGCAGAGUGUGGUCCAGCUUGGCGAAACCAGAGUGGUUGUUGCAGCCCCCCAGGAGGCAAAGGCUGUUAACCAGACAGGUGCCCUCUACCAAUGUGACUACAGCACAAGCCGGUGUAACCCCAUCCCCCUGCAAGUACCUCCAGAGGCUGUGAAUAUGUCCUUGGGCCUGUCCCUGGCUGCUACCACCAACCCUCUGCAGCUGCUGGCCUGUGGCCCUACUGUGCACCAAAACUGCAAGGAGAACACCUAUGUGAAUGGACUGUGCUAUCUAUUCGACUCCAACCUGCUAAAGCCACCCCAGCAGUUCCCAGAGGCUCUCAGAGGAUGUCCUCAGCAGGAGAGUGACAUUGCCUUCUUGAUUGAUGGCUCCGGUAGCAUCAGCAACAGUGACUUUCAGAAGAUGAAGGAGUUUGUCUCAACUGUGAUGGACCAGUUCAAAAAGUCUAAAACCUUGUUCUCUUUGAUGCAGUACUCUGAUGACUUCCGGACUCACUUCACUUUCAAUGAUUUCAAGGGAAACCCUAACCCAAGAUCACAUGUGGGUCGCAUAAGGCAGCUGAACGGACGGACAAAAACCGCCACAGGGAUCCGUAAAGUAGUGAGAGAACUGUUUCAGAAAACCAAUGGGGCCCGGGAGAAUGCUGCAAAGAUCCUCGUCGUCAUCACAGAUGGAGAAAAGUUCGGGGAUUCCUUGAAUUAUGAGGAUGUCAUUCCUGAGGCAGAGGCAGCAGGCAUCAUUCGCUACGUAAUUGGGGUGGGAAACGCCUUCCGCAAACCAGAGUCCCGCAGAGAGCUUAACACCAUCGCAUCUAAGCCAGCUGUUGAUCACGUGUUCCAAGUGGACAACUUUGAAGCUCUGAAGACCAUUCAGAACCAGCUUCAGGAAAAGAUCUUCGCUAUUGAGGGCACUCAGACAGGAAGUACCAGCUCCUUUGAGCAUGAGAUGUCUCAAGAAGGCUUCAGUGCUGCCAUUACCUCUAACGGUCCCUUGCUGGGCUCUGUGGGGAGCUUUGACUGGGCAGGUGGAGCCUUCCUGUAUACAUCAAAGGAUAAAGUCACCUUCAUCAACACAACCAGAGUGGAUUCAGACAUGAACGAUGCUUACUUGGGUUAUGCUUCUGCAGUCAUCUCGAGGAACCGCAUCCAAAGCUUGGUUUUAGGGGCACCUCGAUAUCAGCAUAUUGGCCUGGUGGUGAUGUUCAGGGAGAAUUUUGGUGCCUGGGAGCCCCACACUGACAUCAAGGGCAGCCAGAUUGGCUCUUAUUUUGGGGCCUCCCUCUGUUCUGUGGACAUGGACUUUGAUGGCAAUACCAACUUGAUCCUCAUUGGGGCCCCUCAUUACUAUGAGAAGACCCGAGGAGGCCAGGUGUUAGUGUGUCCCUUGCCUAGAGGGCAGAGAGCACGGUGGCAGUGUGAAGCUAUCCUCCAUGGUGAUCAGGGCCAUCCCUGGGGACGCUUUGGGGCGGCUCUGACAGUGCUGGGAGACGUGAACGGGGACAAACUGACAGAUGUGGCCAUCGGAGCCCCAGGGGAGCAGGAGAAUCAGGGUGCUGUCUACAUUUUCCAUGGAGCAUCAAUAGCCAGCAUCAGUGCCUCUCACAGCCAGCGAAUCACAGGUGCCCGCCUCUCCUCCGGGCUCCAGUACUUCGGGCAGUCUCUGAGUGGGGGCAAGGAUCUCACAAUGGACGGCCUGAUGGACCUAGCUGUGGGGGCGCAGGGGCGUCUUCUGUUGCUCAGAGCCCAGCCCGUGCUGAGACUGGAGGCAACCAUGGAAUUCAACCCCAAGAAUCUAGCAAGGAGUGUGUUUGCAUGUCAAGAACCAGUAUCAAAAAACAAGGAUGCUGGGGAGGUCAGAGUCUGCCUCCGUGUCCGCAAGAACACCAAGGAUCGGCUGCGAGAAGGAGAUAUCCGGAGCACUGUCACUUAUGACCUGGCUUUAGACCCUGGCCGCUCACUUGUCCGUGCCUUCUUUGAUGAAACAAAGAACAACACACGCAGGCGCAUCCAGGUCUUUGGAUUGACACAGAAAUGUGAAACCCUGAAGCUAAUUUUACCGGACUGCGUGGACGAGUCCGUGAGUCCCAUCAUCCUGCGCCUCAAUUAUACACUGGUUGGAGAGCCCUUGCGGUCCUCUAGGGAUCUCCGGCCAGUUCUGGCGAUGGAUGCUCAGAAGCUCUUCACAGCUAUGCUUCCCUUUGAGAAGAACUGUGGUAAUGACAGCAUCUGCCAAGAUGACCUCAGCAUCACCAUGAGCUCUGUGGGCUUGGACACUUUGGUGGUGGGAGCCCCCGGGGACUUUAACGUGAGUGUGACUCUGAGAAAUGACGGUGAGGAUUCCUAUGGGACCAAGGUUACCUUCUACUACCCAUCUGGCUUGUCUUACCGGAAGGUGUCAAGUAGCCAGAACCCACUCUCCAAGAAGCAUUGGCGUGUGACACCUGAGUCCAGCUCUUCUUCUGAAGGGCAUGGGGUUCUGAAGAGUACCACCUGGAACAUAAACCAUCCCAUCUUUCCUGCUAAUUCUGAGGUCACAUUUAAUGUCACAUUUGAUGUGGACUCUGAUGCCUCCCUCGGGAACAAACUGCUCCUUAAGGCCAUUGUGACCAGUGAGAACAACAUGUCCAGGACCCACAAUACGGAGUUCCAGUUGGAGCUGCCUGUGAAGUACGCCAUCUCCAUGGUUGUCACCAGUGAUGAGGGUUCUACCAAAUAUCUCAACUUCACAGCUUCAGAGAUGACCAGUAAGGUCAUACAGCAUCAGUACCAGUUCAACAACCUGGGCCAGAGGAGCCUUCCUGUCAGUGUGGUCUUCUGGAUCCCUGUCCAACUCAACAAGGUGACCGUAUGGGAUCAUCUCCAGGUCACCUUCUCUCAGAAUCUCUCAAGUACCUGUCACACUGAACAGAAAUCCCCUUCUCACUCCAAUUUCCGGGAUGAGCUUGAAAGGACCCCAGUGCUGGACUGCUCUGUUGCAGUCUGUAACAGAAUCCAGUGUGACCUCCCAUCCUUCAACCCUCGGGAAAUAUUCAAUGUCACCCUCAAGGGCAAACUAUCAUUUGACUGGUACAUCAAGACUUCUCAUGACCACCUCCUGCUUGUGAGCACUGCCGAGGUCCUGUUUAAUGAUUCUGCGUUUGCCCUACUUCCAGGGCAGGAGACGUUUGUGAAGUCUAAGACGGAGACCAAAGUGGAACCAUAUGAAGUUCACAACCCUGUGCCACUCAUUGUGGGCAGCUCCGUCGGGGGCCUGGUGCUCUUGGCUCUCAUCACUGCUGGCCUGUACAAGCUUGGCUUUUUCAAGCGGCAGUACAAGGACAUGAUGAGUGAAGCUGCUCCCCAAGACGCCCCACCACAGUAACGGCCUUUUCUCCAUCGAGUGACCCCUCCAACAACAAGCAGGUCUAGACGGUCAGACCAACAUGGAAGCUGAUGGACAGACAUGUCCUUUAGGAGACUGAUGCUGUGAUGUCUUAUACAAAAAUGGAGUUUCUGUGUGUGUGUGUGUGUGUGUGUGUGUGUGAGAGAGAGAGAGAGAGAGAGAGAGAGAGAGAGAGAGAGAGAGAGAGAACUGUGCAUGGCUCACACAUUUCUUGCCUGUGAGCAAUGCCUUAAAUGCAUCCUCUUGGAAGGAAAGGCAUCUCUUGGGUUUCCUAGUGUGUUAGAGAAGAUGCUAAUGAGUCCUUCUCUGGGCAAGGCUAUGGGACUCUUAUAGGUAAGCAUAGCUAGUGCUGUGUUGUCCUCUCUGAAGGAAGUAAUAUUUCCUUGCUGCGUGAGCCUGCAGACUUGCAAGGGCUCAGACACUGAGUCUGCAAGAGACGUUGGGCAUGGACUAGAGAACUGGAAAGUCAACAGAGAUGUUCAGCGAGGAGGGAGACGCCCCCCACCACCUAGUCAUUUAUAAUUUAACUUUAAUUUAAAUAUUUGAACCAAUUAACCUAUCAAAGUACAAAAACCAAAAGAUACUCGAGAGGUGAAAGGCAGGGGAGGGAGGAUGCAGCUCCCAGCAGAGUGUGCGUCUGGUAUAUGCGAGGCCUUGGGCUUGGCAUGCAACAAUGAAGCCCAGGCAGAGAAAAACCAAACCAAAUCAAAGUGUACAGUGGAAAGACUUCCUUCCAGAAAGACUGCAGGUGUGUCACACACACACACACACACACACUGUUUUAAGCAAGUGGUAACACACUUUUUUACUAUUAUGUAUAUUGUCUUUUUAUGCAUAAUAUGCUCAAAUAAUUUUAUGUAAGUUAAAAAGUUAUAGAAGUUAAGUUAUAAAGUAGCUCAGAGUAUUCCCAUGUGAUUGUAAUAUAUUUAACAUUUAAUGUAAUCUCCUUUGGAUAUAUUAUUUCCAGCCAUUUGCUAUUUUAUGAACAAUGCUGAAUUAAUAAAUUGGAUAUAUCUAAGUUUUA
Grammomys surdaster is the source of this 4574-nucleotide messenger RNA. It is a transcript of the gene Itgam, whose product is annotated as integrin subunit alpha M. Lineage: Eukaryota; Metazoa; Chordata; Mammalia; Rodentia; Muridae. Gene Ontology annotation, molecular function: integrin binding. Gene Ontology annotation, biological process: cell-cell adhesion; integrin-mediated signaling pathway; cell adhesion mediated by integrin. The transcript has 30 exons. The record is from RefSeq and is a predicted model, not a curated record. Gene Ontology annotation, cellular component: integrin complex; external side of plasma membrane. The coding region runs from base 23 to 3529 and encodes 1168 amino acids.